AAAACAGUCCUGAAAAUAAACCUCAGCUGUGCUACAAAAAUGAAUGUGGCUCUCGUGGUCUUCGCAAUGCUUCUCGCUGUAAUUUUCAACGCCUGCGAUGGCGCCGCCAAAGGUGUCAGAGCAAAAGGCGUAGAACACAAAACAAAGCUACAUCGUAAGAUUUUCCAUCAUCCGCAUCAUUACCACCACCACCAUUACCACCCCCACCACCCACAUCAUCAUCAUCAUUAUCACGGUCAUCAUCGUCAUCAUUUACACUACCACCAUCAUCACCCUCACCAUCACCAUGACAACAGACCAAAGCAUCACUAUCAUUACCACCGACAUUAUCAUCACCAUCACAACCCAUUGCAUCACCAUUUCCACCAACACAACCAUUUCCACAAAAACCCUGUUCAUCAUUAUCAUCAUAAACACUCCUUCCAGCCUCAUCACGGUUCGGACAAGCAUCACCAAAGUCACCGUCGAAGCGAUAUCUUCCAUGUUUCUGGUGUCUUACCUACUAAGCUGAAACUACACGUGCAAGUUAAAGAUAUGCAAGCGACAAAGCGACAGUCUUUGCCCAAUUUGUUGGCCAACCUUGGCCAGCAUCUGAUGAACCUGGGAAGCAGUUUGUCACCAAGAAAAUCGCAGAUGGAAACUCCUUCCCCUUUGAAUGAAACCCAUGAUGAUAAAGUUGGAAAUGAAAUAUCGGAAACAACUUCAACUGAAGGCAAUAAUUUCAUAGAAGAUUCAUCAUCAACACCAGCUGCUGCUCCGGAGGGCUCGCGGAAAAGUGUUUUGUCAGUAACUAACGCUGAAGCUCUCUUACACAAAGCCCUCGACGCAGCGAGCAGUGAUCAUAACAAGGAGAGUGGUUUCUCUGGAAAUGGUGAAGCAAACACAUCAGAUGCUACUUCCACAAAAGACCUCAACAGUGACGAAGGAAAAAAGGCAGACAGAAGAAAUGAAACCUAUUCGGAGCACGAGAUGUAUGGUCCUAUAGAGAAACAAGAACACGAAGUAUCUAAUGAUACCAUCGAGGACUCUGAUGAACAACGACUUCAUGAGAUAGACGAUAUGAAUAACAAAUAUCAGCUUAAAGACCGACAAGCUAGCACAAAGAGAGAGGACAAGCUUCUCGUACAGGGGACCGAUCCAAAGAAUGCCGCAUCCAAGAAAGACAUUUUAACAGACGAUGAAAACACUAUCUCCCUAAGAAAAAAGGAAAAAACUUUUGAAAAUGGCAUUGACAAUGCAUCAUUACGCCUGGAUAGUGCAUCGUUACCUGAGGAACCCAAAAGCUUGGACAGGAACUCAACAAUGGACGAAAAUGACCGUCACAUUGUCGAGGUUGCUCCUGAAUCUUAUGCAACGUUGACAGAAUCAAAUCAAUCAGCCACUACACCAGAGAGUGAUAGUCGAGACAUCAAAGAAGAGAAAGAAGAGAAUAUUGAAACGUCAGGGAGUGGAGACGAUUCCCUCGAUGAUGUGCGAAACAAUGAAGAUGCCAGUGAAGACGAUUACAAAGAAUUUGAAGAAGAAAGUGGCUCGGGAGAAGAACCUACUGAAGUUAAAAUCGUUGAUGUAAGUGAAAGAAAGACAUCCGUAAAGGACACUACGAUGCACUCUGAUUUUAGCGGAUCGAAUGAAGGUGUUAAAGAGCCCUCGGAUCAGCCCGCGGUGGUGAAUGUUGCAGGAAAUCAAACUAUGGGAAACCAGAGCGAAGAGGCAUUUUAUUCAGACUCGACAGAGUCUAUCGAACCAAAGAAUGAGAGUCACACAAGCCAAUCUCUAAGUGGUAAUGAUUCAGAGAAGGCAAUAUUUUCAGUAAGUAGUGCUGUAAAAGAUGCAACGAUUUAUGAUAGCAACCCUCGGGAGAACCUGGAUUCCGGUGAAGCCCCGCCAAACAAACAAAGUCAACCGGCAUCGUACGGAAUAGAUAAUGGAUCACGAGCAGCCAGCUUUACUCAGGGAUCUCUAGAACAAACUGAACAAACACAGGCCAUAAAUUCACAGAACGACCAAAAUGGAAUUUCAGAUGAACCUAAGACUCCGGCUGUCAUAGAUGGCCCUGCAGAGCCUCCUCUGACCAAUAUUGCUUAUCCAACAGUGGUGAAUGUAGAUGGAUCUCAAUUAAAUGAUUAUCACGAGGAUGCGUCCCAAGAUAUAAGUCUCGAAGAUAAUUCGGAUGAGAUUCCCGUCUACACCUUAUCGUCGCCAGUAGGUGACGAUUCACUGGCAGAGGAUGAAACCACCUUGUCGUCGAUGCCUGCGUCUUCCGUUAACACGGCGUCAGCUGACAUCAGUGACUCAGGGGCAACUAUGUCCCCAGGGUAUUCAGAAUCAUCGCUGUCAUCUGAGGGAUACAGUACGUUUCCCACUGCAACUGCACCAUCUGAAUUCGCAAACAGCACUUUAGCAGAAGAAGGUGGUUUUCAAAGAGACAUGCUUGAUGACCCAGUACAGGAGUCUCUAGAAACAGUUGUUGAUAGCAAAUCGAGCUAAAAGCAAGUGAUGAGCAAAGUGGCAUGAAAUUACAUUGGUAACAUUACAAGCAAAUUUUUUCUGCCAAAAAGAAACUUUCCUACAAGGUUCUGAUUAACAUUUCCUGAUAUCAUUGCCCGACAGGGACAAGAUUUUUUAAAAGCUGUUGUUUACCGCUCUUCAUGACUAAUUGUUAUUUAAUUCUAAGUCCACCAUUGUAAUUUUAUAUUCAUUUUGAUAAUGUAGUCGGUAAGUGAUCUCUUUGGAGGAUUGGUUCUGAGAACUGUAUAGAGUAAGAAAAACGUAGAACCACAAAGAGGUAUUUUGUUCCGUUUUGCUCCGUUAUAGUUUUGUCAUUUCUUCAUACUUUGAAGCAAAAAAAAAAACGUUUCUUCGUAGGGUUUUCCAUAGCAAACAUAGGUACUAUACGGUUAUGUAACUAUACAGGCUGACUACUUUGUUUCUGCUGGUGAAGUACAUGUUAAACUGUAAGGUUACUUUACGUUUGAAAGUUGUACUUACCUAGAGACUUAUGUAUAUACAUCGCUAUAUAAUCUUAGGCGUAAUUGAUAUGUUACUUGUUUAGGGAUAUAUCUUUAACUGCAUCAGUUUAGCCAGCUACUGUAUAGAAUA
Messenger RNA from Pocillopora verrucosa, 3099 nucleotides. RefSeq names its product protein starmaker. The record is from RefSeq and is a predicted model, not a curated record. Lineage: Eukaryota; Metazoa; Cnidaria; Anthozoa; Scleractinia; Pocilloporidae.